Molecule: messenger RNA, 2526 nt
Organism: Diaporthe amygdali
Lineage: Eukaryota; Fungi; Ascomycota; Sordariomycetes; Diaporthales; Diaporthaceae
Product: zinc finger protein
Exons: 1
Coding region: 1-2526 (841 amino acids)
Biological process (GO): protein ubiquitination; rescue of stalled cytosolic ribosome
Molecular function (GO): ribosome binding; ubiquitin protein ligase activity
Source: RefSeq, a predicted model, not a curated record
AUGGCAGACACAGGAGGCGCUGCCCCUGCAGGCUCAGCUGGGGACACUGCUUCAAGACCGCGCGGUGACGGUAGUCGUGGUCGAGGUCGAGGAGAUCGCUCCAGACGAGGUAGAGGGCGAGGCGACGGCAGUGGACCAAGCCGUGGAGGAAAUCGAGGCCGAGGAGGACGUGGCGGGAACAACCAGAACGGCCCCAGGCCAGAAGAGCAGGAGAACGAAGGUCCCAGGCUCACGCCAGCGGCCAAAGAAGCCCUCCUCAGGCCGUCAGAGCCCAAGCCAAAGGCUGAUGACGCAGGCGACGGCCAAGACGCUGACGAGGACGACGACGAAGUCUGCUUCAUUUGCGCCAACCCGAUCCAACACCACUCUGUUGCGCCCUGUAACCAUACCACCUGCCAUAUCUGCUCAUUACGACUACGGGCAUUGUACAAGAAUAAAGACUGCGCGCACUGUCGAACACCUGCGCCUUUUGUCAUCUUCACCGACGAUGCAUCGAAACGUUUCGAAGCCUAUACCGAGGCCGACAUCUCUAGUGCGGACGAGAACAUAGGGAUCCGCUACACGAAUGAGGAUAUUGUGGGCGACACGGUCCUGCUGCUGCGGUACAACUGUCCCGAUCUCUCCUGCGAUUUUGCCGGGAUGGGCUGGCCCGACCUGCACAGGCAUGUGCGGUCGGUGCAUCACAACAAGAUGUGCGAUCUCUGCACGCGGAACAAGAAGGUAUUUACGCACGAGCACGAGCUGUUCACGGACAAGGCUCUGCACAAGCACAUGGCACAUGGCGAUGACAGGCCUGGAGAUGUUGCGCAGACGGGGUUCAAGGGCCACCCCCUCUGUGGCUUCUGUGGCGAGAGGUUCUACGACGACGAUAAGCUGUACGAACACUGCCGGAACAAGCACGAGCGGUGCUUCAUCUGUGAUAGGAGGGAUUCUAGGUCACCGCACUAUUAUCAGGACUACAAUGCGCUGGAAAAGCACUUCAACAAGGAUCACUUCUUGUGUCUGGAUCGCGAAUGCUUGGAAAAGAAGUUCGUGGUGUUCGAGUCGGAGAUGGACCUCAAGGCUCAUCAAUUGAGCGAGCACAGAGACACUCUGUCCAAGGAUGUACGAAGAGACGCCCGAAUGGUGGAUCUCUCUGGCUUUGACGUCCGGGAACCGUAUCAGGAGGAACGGAGAGGAGGUGGACGAUCUAGGGGUGGGAGAGAGGGUCGCGGAAGGGGUAGGGACCCCAACGCUGAUGCGCCUCUGCCUCGCAGCACGGCACAACCUCUACGACGAGACGAACUUGCAUACCAGAGGCAGAUGGCCAUCCACUCAGCUCAGUCAAUCUCUAACCGCACCUUUGGUGGCCAACUAACGACCACAGCCAACACCUCCGGUCCCACACCUGCAACUGCUCGCAAUCAGCAACGACAAAAUGGUGCCUCAUCAUCAUCAGCAUCACAGCCUCAGCCUCUCGCCGACGCCCUGUCCACACUCUCCGUGACCGACCAAGCCAACAUGACCCCGGCCGAACGUGCCCGCCUCGUCCGCCAUGGUGCGGUCAUCGAGCGCGCAUCCAACCUGCUAGGCAACGACGCCACCAAGAUGAACGACUUCCGCUCGCACAUCUCCUCCUACAAGUCCGGCAGCCUCACGGCACCAGGCCUGAUCGACUCGUUCUUCUCGCUCUUCACUGACACCUCAGCCAACGCGCUGGGCACACUCGUGCGCGAGGUGUCGGACCUCUUCGAAGACAAGGCCAAGGCCGAUGCGCUACACAAAGCAUGGCAGGACUGGCGCGCCAUCAACGAGGACUACCCGUCGCUGCCCGGCCUGGGCGGCAUGCACGGCGCAGCCACCAGCUCCAGCGGCUGGGCCGCAGCCGCCGGCUCCGGGCCCUCGCUGCACCCGGGCAGCGGCGGUGCCACGGCCGCCGCCCGCGAGAGGCACACCACGCGCGUGCUGAAGCUCAAGAACUCCACCCAGGCCCGCCGCGGUAGCGUCCCCGGCGCGGAACUCGCCGGCCCCGGGCCAAGUACCGUGCAGUGGUCCAGCCCAUCACGGUCGGCCGCGGCAUCGUCUUCAUCAUCCGCCGCGUUCCCGGCACUUCCGCCCGCGGCGGGCAGCAAGAAAUCCGCCACUGCCGCCGCAAAAUCGGCACCGCUGUGGAUCGGCGGCACGCAGCCGGCCGUGACGGGCAGCGCGUCCGCGUCCGCGGCCGCAAGCCGGUCGUCGACGCCCACGGUCCGGCGGGCGGCACCUAGCGCCGGUGGCGGGCGCGCCCCGCCGCGCGACGACGCGUUCCCCGCGCUGCCUGCUGCGCCCAAGGUGCAGACUACGAUUUUUGGGUACGGCGGGGGCCGCGGGGUGAGGCGGGACUUCGGCGGCGCGCGGGAGACGGGGUUCUCGUGGGGUGGUGGGGCGGCUGGGGAGGAGGCUGGUGGUGCCGGGGAGGAGGCGGGUGAGGGUGAGGGUGGGGCUGCGGGUGGGAAGAAGAAGGGGAAGGGGAAGAAGGGGAAGAAUGUGCUUGUUGCUUGGGGAUAG